GCAGUGACAGUGCGAGGGUUAGGACGCCGCUGUUGGUGGGUGCUCACACGCGCGUGAGAUGAGUUGGACUUGUACACGAGGCCAGCCAGCAUGACAAGUGCACCACAUUGGUCAGGCCUUUUGGCCUCAGCUAUCCUAGUGGCUGUUGCUACUGUAUGGCUCGUGUGGACCAUAGUGGCCACACCAGGCUACUCUUCUAGUCACUUGAACAUAGUGAAUAGGGCAGAGGACGCUUCAAGUGGAACUCCGAGAGCCCAAGCGUGGAGGCCGGGUAGUGGCACGGAGCAGGUGUGGGUGAGGGCUGAACACGCCCACACGCCCGCUCAGGACGGCAGUGGGCGUGAGGGUGGGCGGGUGUACAGGUGGGAGGCACUGGGAAGGGAGUGGGCGGUACGGGUGUGGGAGGACGCGGGCUUCCUAGCACCCUCUAUGCUCAUGCGCCACGAGUCGGAGCGGGAAGCCACGGUCAUGCCGCCCACCCUCCACGCCCGCUGCUUCUACACGGGCGUUCUCCUGGGCGCCAACGACUCCGCCGUGGCUCUCAGCAUCUGCAGAGGACUGGUGAGUAACCGUACCUGCCUUGCCCUGUAUUUUGAGAGUCUGUGAUUACCGGUAUUCAUU
Messenger RNA from Procambarus clarkii (red swamp crayfish), 621 nucleotides. NCBI's taxonomy places the organism in Eukaryota, Metazoa, Arthropoda, Malacostraca, Decapoda, Cambaridae. The record is from RefSeq and is a predicted model, not a curated record.